AUGACCAAUUUGAAUGAAACCAUUGGAAGUCAGGUCACUGAAUUCAUUCUCAUUGGCAUCACAAAUAAUCCUGAGCUACAAAGUCCCCUCUUUGGGGUAUUUUUCCUCAAUUACAUGGCCAUAGCUCUGGGGAACCUGGGACUGAUCAUCUUAACCAGUGUUGAUCUCCAUCUGCAAACCCCCAUGUACUUUUUUCUCAGGCACCUGGCAUAUGUUGACCUUGGCUAUUCCACUGCUAUUGGUCCAAAAAUGCUGGUCAGUUUCAUAGAGGAGAAAAACAUCAUUUCCUACAAUGGAUGUGCAAUACAAAUAUGUUUCAUUUCCGUACUUAUAACCUGUGAAUUUUUUAUCCUGUCGGCCAUGGCCUAUGAUCGCUAUGUGGCUAUCUGUAAGCCCCUUCUCUACAUGGUCAUCAUGUCAGACAGGGUGUGCUGGGUCUUAUUGGCUAUCUCAUAUGUCCAUAGUCUUAUAGUUUCCUUAGUGAUCACAAUAAAGCUUUUUAAUUUGUCAUUCUGUGAAUCCAAUGUAAUACGUCAUUUCUACUGUGACAGUCUUCCUUUACUGUCCAUUGUAUGCUCAGACACAAGUGAGACUGAAUUAAUUAUUAUGAUCAUUUCUGCAUUUAAUUUGAUUUCUUCAGUAUCAAUAAUCCUGGCCUCCUAUAUGAUUAUUCUUGUGACUAUCCUCAGGAUGAACUCUGCUGAAGGUAGACAGAAAGCCUUCUCUACCUGUGGCUCCCAUCUCACAGUAGUAACUGUUUUUUAUGGGACACUUAUCUUUAUGUACCUACAACCUCAAUCAAGCCACUCCUUGGACACAGACAAAAUAGCCUCUGUAUUUUACACUCUGGUAAUGCCCAUGCUCAACCCAUUGAUCUAUAGUUUGAGGAACAAAGAAGUAAAAGGUGCAGUGAAAAGACUCUUUAAGAAACUAAUGUAA
Messenger RNA from Monodelphis domestica (gray short-tailed opossum), 939 nucleotides. RefSeq names its product olfactory receptor 8K1-like. NCBI's taxonomy places the organism in Eukaryota, Metazoa, Chordata, Mammalia, Didelphimorphia, Didelphidae. Gene Ontology annotation, molecular function: olfactory receptor activity; G protein-coupled receptor activity. Gene Ontology annotation, biological process: G protein-coupled receptor signaling pathway. Gene Ontology annotation, cellular component: membrane. The record is from RefSeq and is a predicted model, not a curated record.